GCUGUGUGAUCACGUGAUCUCGCCACGCGUGGACCUUUCCCUGUGUUAUGCCGGGAGAGGAAUUGAGUGCGGCGUGUUAACCCUUCCGGGGCCAGGCUGACCGUGCUCUGACAGUUAAAUAUUCCUGAAAGAAAAUGUCUGGAAUAAAAAGAACCAUUGAAGGCAAGGACCCGGAUUAUGAAGAUAUAUCGGUUGUCCAUCAGAACAAGCGGCAUAAGGCCAGUGAAAUAUCAGCUCGAGAUGCUGCCAUCUUGAAGAUAGAAUCCGUUGUUAAGGAUCAGUUUGCUGUUGAACUGAAGAAUAAAGAACAUGAGAUUGAAGUUAUUGAUCAGAGACUGAAUGAGGCUAGACGUAUGAUGGAUAAACUCAGAGCAUACAUUGUGGCUAAUUAUUACGCUUCUGCAGGGUUUGGUAAAGGACAUGAGGGCACCUCAGCAUGUGAUCCCACAAUUCUAAAUCAUCCAUCUAUCAAAAAAUUCUUGGAAUCCCCUUCACGAGCUUCAUCUCCUGCAAACCACCGUUCAGACACCCCUUCUGUCAGUAAUUCGGAAACUGAGUCUAUAUGUACCCACAGUGAGCUUCUGGAUAAAGAUAGUCAUGUAGCUACCAAAACUGUGCACAAAGGGACCUCUGCUGCAGAUGGAAAACUGGUGAAGGAUUCCGUGCCAACAGAAAAUGACAACCAAACUGCUGGGUUUACAAGAUCUGUGGACACUUCUAGGCGUUUUGUGAAGAAAACUUUGGUUGUUGGAAAUGUCUCCAGGUACAUUCCUCCUGACAAACGAGAAGAGAAUGAUCAGUCUACACAUAAAUGGAUGGUCUAUGUACGUGGCUCUAGAAAGGAGCCAAGCAUUCAUCACUUUGUGAAAAAGGUUUGGUUCUUCCUGCACCCAAGUUACAAGCCUAAUGAUCUUGUAGAAGUCAGAGAGCCUCCCUUCCAUUUAACACGCAGAGGAUGGGGUGAAUUUCCUGUGAGAGUGCAGAUCCACUUUAAGGACAGUCAGAACAAGCGGAUAGAUAUCAUACAUAACUUGAAGCUGGACAAAACUUACACUGGAUUGCAGACACUAGGAGCAGAAACGGUUGUUGAAGUUGAGCUUCUCAGACAUUCCUUUGGCGAGGAUUAUCUGUAUUCACAAUCUUCCAAUGAAACUUCUCAGUCUGAUGGGAGCACUCCAGGACCUGUUCUAGUUAAAACCUCUUCUCCUCACAAAGGAAGCCAUGAAUUGGCCGAAAAGGGUUUUAGCAUGACAUCAGAGCCCACAUUGUACACUCAGACCUCAGCACUUGAGCGCACACCAACAAAAAUGACUCAGAGGUUUACUAUUGGAGCUCAUGGCAGCACUGCUUUCCAGCCUAUCACUGCCAGCUGCAAGAUUGUCCCUCAAGGACAGGCAACAAGCUUGGCUGAGUCCCCUGGGAAAUCUUUCCAGCCAAUCACAAUGAGCUGCAAAAUUGUGUCUGGUAGUCCAACAAGCAAGCAUUCCAGUAUUUCACAGGCUGGAACCCGUUCUCCACUGCCAAAAAUUCACGGGAGCAGUUUUCUUAAUCAGAAUAUCAAGCAGGAGGAAACUCUGUUUGCUGCAAUGCCUCCACUUUGUCCUAUUGGAAGUCACUCAAAAUCGCAGAGCCCCAAACCUGUGGCUGGAGGACUUGGUGCUUUCACAAAGGUGAUCAUAAAACAAGAGCCUGUUGAAACUCAGCAGCAGCAAGAAAUUCCUUCAACAUCGCAACCAUCAGCCCAACAAAUUGUAACUGUGAAGGGUAACCAGAUGAUUGCCGUGUCACCCCAAAAGAAUCUUGGCAAUCCUGAGGGGGCUAAGGUUGUUGGAAUUCCUGUUGGAUCUGCUGUGCCAGCAUCAAUUAAACCAUCUGUGACUAUAAGUGGUGGGCAGAUCCUUGUUGCCAAAUCCGGCUCUACAGCUGCCAAGGCAGUGGGAGCCAAACAGAUGGUAGCUCAAGGUGUGGCCAAAGCUGUUGUUAGCAGUGGAAGUGCCAGCGUUUUAACACAAUCCUCACAAAACUUGACAAAGGCACAAGUUACAUCUACUGUAUCAGCAAAAACCGGAACCCAGGGGCCAGUAAUGGCAACUCUACAGCUACCAUCCACAAACCUAGGUAACUUGGCAAAUCUACCUCCUGGCACCAAAUUAUACCUCACCACCAACAGCAAGAGCACUUCUGGUAAAGGAAAGCUGUUGCUUAUACCUCAAGGCGCAAUCCUGAGAGCUGCUAAUACUGCAAAUCUGCAGUCGGGAGCAUCCAGCAGUGGUGGCUCUAGCACAGCAGGAACAUCUACAGGGCUACCCCAACAUCUCACCUACACAUCAUAUAUUCUGAAACAGACACCUCAGGGCACCUUUUUAGUUGGACAGCCAUCGCCACAGACAUCUGGAAAGCCAACCAGCUCAAAUGUUGUGGUUCAGGGCAGUGGUGGAUCAUCUACACAGGGUCAGCAAACAAUAAAAAUAACUGCUGGACAAAAGAGCACACUGAUUGCACAGGCAAACAGUGGUUCAGCUGGAUUAGUAAAGAUAUCAGAAAAUGUUCUAAAGUCAUUGCCAGCAACAUCGCAAACACAGAAACCUGGUACCACACUGCUAAGGGUGGCUGGUGGGGUAAUAACUACGACAAGUACAUCAUUGCCAUCCUUGUCGGCAAGUGGAUCAAGUCAACAGGUUGCAGAAGGCUCCAGUACAUCUACACAGAAUGUGUCAUCAAGCAAAAUACAUGUCCAACACCACACAGGCACUGCUAGUACCAGCCUAAUAAAAUCUUUGCCCAGUGUGAAAUCUAGCACACUACCCACACCAGUGUUGUCAUCAAGAGUCACGCUUAGUCUGGCGCCCAACAGCUCUUCUCUAACAGUGAAAGCAGAACCUGACCACAUCAAUGCUCCCUCCUUCCAUACGAGCAGUACAGCAGUCAAGAUCGAAGAUAACUUAGACCAGGAAUCCAGCUCUGUGAAGACAGAACAUCUGCAGAACUUCAAGCAGUUAUUAACUGCAACCGUGAAGAAGAUCCCUCUAAUAGGUGAAAGAGAUGAGGAUGGCAGUAAUUUAUUUUGUGCAAGCUCAGUGGAGCAGUAUUACAGCUGGAAUAUUGGAAAAAGAAGAGCAUCUGAGUGGCAAAGAGCCAUGUCCAUGAAAAAUAUGCUUCAAGAAAUAAUUGAAAAGCAGCCAAAAUUUAGCACUAUUGCUCCACUGAAAACCAAAGAAAUUGUACACUGGUGCCGCAUUCAUGGUUACACUCCUCCUGAUCCGGAGAGCUCAAAUGAUGAUCGGGAAUCUAUCGAAGAUGUGUUGACUCGAAUAGAUAACGAGGCUUCGUUACCUUCCUCUUAUUCCUCUUCUGAGGCUCUCUGUCAUAAGAUAGAGGAGUUGGAAAAGGUUCUUAAAAAGGAAAGAGAAGUGGAUGUGGAUGUGGACAUUAUAAGCAUGGAGGAACAAGAGAAGCCUUGCAUUAAGAAGGAAAAUGAAAAUGGAGAUGAUGAUAAAUUUUACUUAACCCCAACUUUAUCCUGCGAGUUCAUCAGAGACACAGCACAGGAGAUUGGAAUCUCCUUACAACCAACUGAAAUUCAGAAAAAUGUGUAUGCAUCCCCUGUAGAAGAAAUGGUUCUAAAGGCCACUGAGCAGUUUGUCAGUGAUAUUCUAAGGGAUGCUUUAGCUGUGGCAUAUCAAAUGACUUCUCGGAAACGGGCUCCAAGAGAAAUUAGCAUUUCAGACAUCCAUCAAGCCAUUUGCAACAUUCCGUUGUUUGACUUUCUCACAAACAAGCACAUGGGUGCUUUGAACAUAGACGAUGAACUCUCUUUGAAAUAAAUUUAACACAGCCUUAGCACUGCACAGCAAGAGUGCAGCUUGUCAAACCACAUGUCAUCAGAGCCAUAUGAAAUUUUGUAAUCUUCACCUUUUUUUUUUUAUGUCUCAUGGUAGCUCAAGAUAAAUUGCUCUUCUUUGACUUGUUCUUUUUGUUCUAUGGCUUGUUAUCUCAAGCAUGUAAUAAUGUCUGUAGCUCCACGUAUCUAUGUAUGUAUAUUUGUAUGUGUCCACUUGAAAGACAAGAUACUGAGAAAAAAA
This is a messenger RNA of Rana temporaria (common frog), 4082 nucleotides long. RefSeq names its product YEATS domain containing 2 (gene YEATS2). Gene Ontology annotation, biological process: chromatin remodeling; regulation of transcription by RNA polymerase II. Gene Ontology annotation, cellular component: NuA4 histone acetyltransferase complex. The transcript has 28 exons. Gene Ontology annotation, molecular function: histone binding; protein heterodimerization activity. The record is from RefSeq and is a predicted model, not a curated record. NCBI's taxonomy places the organism in Eukaryota, Metazoa, Chordata, Amphibia, Anura, Ranidae. Bases 135 to 3824 code for a protein of 1229 amino acids.